CAUGGAGCCCGCCGGCCCGGCCCCCGGCCGCCUCGGGCCGCUGCUCUGCCUGCUGCUCGCCGCGUCUUGCGCCUGGUCAGGAGCAUCAGGACAGGAGGAGCUGCGGGUGACUCAGCCUGAGCCAUCAGUGUCGGUCGCGGCCGGAGAGGCGGCCACUCUGCGCUGCACCGUGACCUCCCUGCUCCCCGUGGGGCCCAUGCAGUGGUUCAGGGGGGAAGAGCCACGCCGGCAGCUGAUCUUCAGUUUCAAAGAUGGACAAGAAGCCCUCUUCCCCCGGGUAACGCGUAUUGGAAGCACCACAGAGAGAGACAACAAGGACUUUUCCAUCCUCAUCAGAAACGUCACCACAGCUGACGCCGGCACCUACUACUGUGUCAAGUUCCGGAAAGGGACUCCUGAUGUGGAGUUUAAGUCUGGGGCAGGCACCGAGCUGUCCGUGCGUGGUGAGUACGGCGUGGGCCUCCUUCGUCCCCUGGUGUGUGACAGCAAGACAGUAGUGACGCCCUCUGCUCUUUUCCCCAUCUGUGACAUGGUGAUCAUCAUGGCCACCAUCUGGGGUGCUGUGCAGGUUGGAGAGGAUGUGCACAAAGCCCUGGAUGGAGCAGGGAACCAGGUAAAUGUCACCUGCCAGGUGGGGAAGUUCUACCCCCAGAGACUAAACCUGACCUGGCUGGAGAAUGGAAACGUGUCCCGAACAGAAUCGGCCUCGACCCUCAUGGAGAACAAGGAUGGCACCUAUAACUGGACGAGCUGGCUCCUGGUGAACUCUUCCGCCCACAGGGAGGAUGUGGUGCUCACCUGCCAGGUGCAGCAUGACGGGCAGCCAGCGGUCAGCAGAAGCCACACCCUGGAGGUGUCUGCCCAGCAGAAGGAGCAGGGCACAGAUGCCGCCCCUGGCAAAUCUCCAAAUAACAGCUGGAGCAUCUAUAUUGUGGCGGGCGUCAUGUGUGCCUUGCUGGUGACCCUGCUGAUUGCGGUCCUCUAUUUCCUCCGAGCCAGACAGAAGAAAGCCAAGGGUUCCACUUCUUCUACAAGAUUGCAUGAGCCCGAGAAGAAUGCCAGAGAAAUAACCCAGGUCCAGGACACAAAUGACAUCACAUAUGCAGACCUGAACCUGCCCAAGGGGAAGAAGCCUGCCCCCCGGGCCGCCGAGCCCAACAACCACACAGAGUAUGCCAGCAUCCGGAGUGGCCCGCCACCCGUGACGGAGGACACCCUCACCUAUGCCGACCUGGACAUGGUGCACCUCAACCGGACCCCCAAGCAGCCGGCCCCUAAGCCCGAUCCGUCCUUCUCCGAGUAUGCCAGCGUCCAGGUCCAGAGGAAGUGAAUGGGACCAUGUUCGGCUCUGGGCCUGUCCCCACGAGCUUUCUUGUCCCACAUGGAGCAGCCGUGACAGGGACAGCCAUCUCAGUCCCGGAGGGCCGGGGUGGCACAGGCCCUGGGACCCAGGGGUGAGGGCGGCUCUCAUCUCCCCACCUACCUUGGCUCUCCAGCGCUUCUAGGGUGGCCACGGCCCUCCUCGUUGCCAUAUAUCUUGAGGCUGAUUUUGCCAGGCCAGCUGUGGAACCCACCUAGGAACUGGCCAGAGCCACAUGGAGUCCAGGGACUGUUGUUCCUCUAACAAUGCUAGGUCUUGUCAUGGUCUUGGAGACCCUCAACCGCCUCCUUGAUGCUCCAAAGCCUGAUCUUCCAAGGGGAGGAGGAGAAAAUCCCACCUCCUCCCACCACCACCCCCA
This is a messenger RNA of Galeopterus variegatus (Sunda flying lemur), 1739 nucleotides long. RefSeq names its product signal-regulatory protein alpha (gene SIRPA). Gene Ontology annotation, biological process: positive regulation of phagocytosis; positive regulation of T cell activation. Lineage: Eukaryota; Metazoa; Chordata; Mammalia; Dermoptera; Cynocephalidae. The transcript has 8 exons. Gene Ontology annotation, cellular component: plasma membrane. Bases 2 to 1330 code for a protein of 442 amino acids. The record is from RefSeq and is a predicted model, not a curated record.